Molecule: messenger RNA, 1525 nt
Organism: Nicotiana attenuata
Lineage: Eukaryota; Viridiplantae; Streptophyta; Magnoliopsida; Solanales; Solanaceae
Product: protein trichome birefringence-like 36
Exons: 5
Coding region: 165-1289 (374 amino acids)
Cellular component (GO): Golgi apparatus
Molecular function (GO): O-acetyltransferase activity
Source: RefSeq, a predicted model, not a curated record
CAUAUGGCCCAUUCUCCCCGCCAGUCAUGGCGAAAAUACAACACAUUUUGUCAACUUUCAAGAAAGUUAAAACUCCAUAUAGAUAACACAACCCCUCUUUACUAAUUAACAUCACUCCAAAAUUCCACAUUUGAGUUGUAUGCUUUCUCGUUUUGCUGCAAUUAAUGGCAAAGAAUAAGUCAUUUUUGUUAUUCUUUCUUGUUUUGAGCUUCAUUUCUGGGAUUUUAUCACAGUAUGAGUUAGAGGAACUAACAUGGUUAGAUGACAGAGAUGAUGAGAUUUCUAUGUUUCAUAACCAGCAUUCUGCUAUGAGAAGAUGUGAUUUAACUUCUGGAAAAUGGGUUUAUGAUCAAUCUUACCCUCUUUAUGAUUCUAGUUGUCCUUAUCUCAGUACUGCUGUAACUUGUACCAAGAAUGGCCGUCCUGAUUCUGACUAUGAAAAAUGGAGGUGGAAACCUCAUGGUUGUGAAAUUCCUAGGUUUAAUACAUUGGAAUUUCUUGGAAGGAUGAGGAAGAAGAGAAUAAUGCUUGUGGGUGAUUCAAUAGUGAGGAAUCAAUGGGAGUCUCUUGUUUGCUUAGUUCAAUCUGUUAUCCCUAUGGCUAGAAAAACAGUAACCUAUGUUGGUCCUACUAUGGCCUUCCAUGCUAUGGAUUUUGAGACAACAAUAGAAUUCUGCUGGGCACCUUUUCUGGUUGAAUUAAAAAAGGGACCAGAAAACAAGAGAAUAUUGCAUUUGGAUAUGAUUGAAGAGAAUGCAAAGUAUUGGAGAGGAGCUGAUGUUCUUGUUUUUGAUUCAGCUCAUUGGUGGACUCACUCCGAUAAAUAUAGUUCGUGGGACUUAAUAAUGGAAGGAAACAGUUUCUAUAGAAACAUGAACCCAAUGGUUGCCUAUGAGAAAGGACUAAUGACAUGGGCUAAAUGGGUAGACUUGAAUCUUGAUCCUCGAAAAACUCGAGUUUUCUUCAGAAGCAUGUCGCCUCGACAUAACAGGGAAAAUGGAUGGAAAUGCUUCAAUCAGAGGGAGCCACUGGAAUUCUUUAGCCACCCUCAUGUACCAGAACCGCUGCUGGUGCUAAAAGAAGUACUAAGAAGGAUGAGUUUUCCAGUAUCGUUCCAGGAUAUAACGACGAUGACAGCUCUAAGAAGAGACGGGCAUCCUUCUGUCUACAGUAAGUUUGUAAGCCAAACAGGUAAGCAGCAUUUAGAAGACUAUAAAUCUGAUUGUAGCCAUUGGUGUCUUCCCGGAGUACCUGAUACCUGGAACGAAAUGCUGAACGCCAUGCUCUAAUUAGUACUAAGAUAUGUCGACAUAGCUUAGGAGGUCAUCAUUGAGAUGACUUGUUUUUCAGUGUUGAGUUCUCGUUCCUUUUUAUUUUAGCCUGAUGUUUCUAGCACUUACUUCAGUGCUGAGUGUUUGAUGUAAACAACUGAUGCUUCUGAAUGCGCAUAACUGUGUUAGUUCUUGAAGUCUAAGCAGUUUCAUAUGUGCAACUUAAUGAAAUGAGAGGUGAUUUGCCUUCUUGA